This is a messenger RNA of Labeo rohita (rohu), 1390 nucleotides long. Its product is annotated as serine/threonine-protein kinase pim-3. Gene Ontology annotation, molecular function: ATP binding; protein serine/threonine kinase activity. Gene Ontology annotation, biological process: negative regulation of apoptotic process; protein autophosphorylation; regulation of mitotic cell cycle. The transcript has 8 exons. The record is from RefSeq and is a predicted model, not a curated record. Bases 110 to 1369 code for a protein of 419 amino acids. Lineage: Eukaryota; Metazoa; Chordata; Actinopteri; Cypriniformes; Cyprinidae. Gene Ontology annotation, cellular component: cytoplasm.
CAGGCAUUUAUCUCCGGGUCACGUAGAAUGAGAGCAACCCUGGACUCAGGCCAAGCACAGAGCGCAGAGGGGUGAGAGAAACGUCUGGGGUCAUGACUGUACUCUAGCGAUGACAUCCCUCAAGCUACAGUCUGUGCCACGUCUGACUCAAGCUACGGUCUGUGACAAGGCCGACUCUAGUGAUGAUGUCCUCCAAACUACAGUCUGUGCCACGUCUGACUGUAAUGAUGGCAUUCCUUUGGCCUUUUUGUGUCCCAUGUCCUGCUGCAGUGAUGACGUCUCUCCAUCUUUAUGUUCUGACAUGUCCUACUGUUGUGACGACAUCUUCGAAGCUACAAUUUGUGGCACAUCCGGCUAUAAUGAUGACAUCCCUGCAUCUUCAAGCUGUGACAUGUCCUACUGUAGUGAUGAUGUCCUCGAAGAUACAGUCUGUACCACGUCCAGCCAUAGUGAUGACAUCUCUCCAUCUUCAAGCUGUGACAUGUCAGACUGUAGUGUUGACGUCCCCCAAGAUGUGGCACCUCAGUCAAGGAAGCUGCAGGAUAAGACCAAAGUUAUUGACAUCAAUUUUUGCUGCUAUGAAAUCGGAAGUCAGCUGGGUAAAGGUGGCUUUGGAACUGUCUAUGCGGCGACUCGUUUGGACGACGGCCUUCAGGUGGCACUCAAAUUCGUCUCCAACAGGAACAAAAAAUUCUUCAUCAUUGACGGUUAUUCCAGACCUUUUCCACUGGAGGUCACUCUGUUAAUUCUUGCAAGCCAAGACCCCAGCGUUCCCGAAAUUGUCCAGCCUCUGGACUGGCGUGUGGAGCCUGACCACUACGUUUUGGUCCUGGAGCAUCCCAUUCCCUUUGAGGAAUUGAACUGGUUUGUUCUGUGGCAAACAGUGACCAUGGAAGAGGACGUGGCCCAGGUUAUAAUGCACCAGGCAAUAUUUGCAGCUCAAACAUGCUGCCGACGUGGAGUAUUGCACAGGGACAUAAAGAUGGAAAACCUUCUCAUUAACCCGGACACACUCAAAGUCAAAUUAAUUGACUUUGGGUGUGGUGACUUCCUUACCAAUGAGGCUUACACGACCUAUGCUGGCACAAGAGAGUACUGCCCUCCCGAGUAUCUGAUGACCGGCAAGUACCAUAGGGAACCAGCAACAGUGUGGUCACUCAGGAUUCUCUUGUUUGCAUUGCUGUGUGGAGAUUAUCCAAAGAUACAAGACCUGAAAAAGAUCAACAGCAACACCUGGGCCAAAGAAGGCCUGUCAAAAGAAUGCUGUGAUAUUAUUCGCUGUUGUCUCCAGAUCGACCCACAGCAGCGGAUUGAACUAGGCAAACUUUGUCUCCACAACUGGUUUAAGACUGCAGACAAGAAGAAAUGAGGGAUAACAUCAUCAGCAGCU